AUUGAAUAGUUUGUGACACUCUGAGCGGGCUUUAUCCUCAAAUCAAAAGUUUUUAUUUUAUUUUUUAAAUAAGUCGUAGCCAAUCAGACGUCAAUAACAAUUUCGGCCAAUUACAAUUGGGCCACAGCCCGUUACACUGGCGCGAAAUGUAUGAGAAGAUGGCGAACGUCAAGGCAGCAGGAGCUAACGUUAGCGCUCCACCAAGAAAAAAAAACACUUUAGAAAGUUCUGAUGACGAAACAGACAUUGAGAUGAAGCGACAAUAUGAAAAAGCAAAAAGACAAAAAAAAGUUGCAAAAGAGAGGAUCCUCACUCAGUUGAAGGAUACACUGAGGAAACCACUCCACUCCACUCCAUGCAGAACCAAUCCAUUACAUAGUGAGGAGGAAGUUGAAUCCGAAACGGUGGACACAAACGUGGAUCUGUUCAAUUACCCAGGGAAUUCUCAACCAACCAAACAAAAAAAGGUUGCAAAUGAGAGGGUCCUCACUCAGCUGAAGCAUACACUGAGGAAACCACUCCACUCUGAUCCACGCAGAACCAAUCCGUUACAUAGUGAGGAGGAAGUUCAAGCCGAAACCGUGGACACAAAUGUGGAUUUGUUCGAUUACCCAGAGAAUUUUCAACCAACCGAUACCUUAGAUGCUGCUGAGGCAAGUGGAGAGAGCGUGGAACAGCCAUUAUUUGUCAGUGGUGAAGUGUUGAAAGCUUUGAAAGAAAUUCCCACCUUAGUGCAGUGUGUAAAGGAACUAAUAUCCUCAAUGAACAGAGGGAUCGAUACAGCAAGCACAAGCUCAGGGUCCUCCAGCUCAGCCCAAGAGAUGAUUUCUCUGGGCAACAUGGCUGUCCAAGUCAACAAAACCUGCUUUAGGAGAUUGAAUAGGAGCAGAAUGUCCCUGUUCACUCAAGAGUUAGCUGUUUUGUUGUUUGGGAGGGAGGUUCUGGGUUCAUCUAGCCUCACUGGGAAUAGGUCCCAAAAAGAACGGCUGAACCCAGAAAAAAUGAAUGCACUUAUUGACACUGUUAUAUCCGAGUUUCCGGGCACGUCACAGUCCGAGGUUAGAGCCGUAAUACGGCGAAAGUGCAAUAACGAAAGUUUUGUUUCAAAAAAAAAAACACUGUAAAGGUAAUUUUUUGUUGUUGUUGGGAAAGGAAUGUGAAAGUAAAGAAGAAAUUUGUGUUUUGUUCAUAUAAGAUACGUACAGUAAUCUGUAGUUUAAUCAUUUUAUUAAAGGGUUAGUUCACUCAAAAAUCGAAAAGUUCUUUGUAUUUAGUCACCCGCGUGUUGUUCUAAACCCUUAAGACUUCCAUUAACCAUUGCAU
This is a messenger RNA of Carassius gibelio (silver crucian carp), 1323 nucleotides long. RefSeq lists its product as uncharacterized. The record is from RefSeq and is a predicted model, not a curated record. Gene Ontology annotation, molecular function: DNA binding. The coding region runs from base 147 to 1124 and encodes 325 amino acids. The transcript has 8 exons. NCBI's taxonomy places the organism in Eukaryota, Metazoa, Chordata, Actinopteri, Cypriniformes, Cyprinidae.